Aspergillus pseudoviridinutans is the source of this 552-nucleotide messenger RNA. RefSeq lists its product as uncharacterized. Lineage: Eukaryota; Fungi; Ascomycota; Eurotiomycetes; Eurotiales; Aspergillaceae. The record is from RefSeq and is a predicted model, not a curated record. The coding region runs from base 1 to 552 and encodes 183 amino acids. The transcript has a single exon.
AUGAAAGAUCAGCACCGUGCUGGUCCCGCUGAAAUCGAGCAAAGCAAUAUCCAUCGUCCACUUUCUCACACGACCACUGUCUCCUCAUCUAAUUCCUCUCAAAGCGACAACGCCACUGGAACUCUCCGCCAAUCCUCCCACAGACUCUCCUUCCCGUCCAGCGCAAGAAUAUUCCGCUCGUGCUCAAAGUCGCCUGCCGCAAUUGGGUCAGAGCUACCAGUAAAUCGUACUCGUCGCUCCACAUCCGACAGCUACGGAGACAUCAUUCCUAGAAGCGUCCCUACCUCUUGUGACAAUAUCCCUCGACGUUCAACAAGCCCUACCGCAAUGUCUUCCAUCGGGUCUACGAGUCCGACUUCUUUGGGUCCCAACAAGCGCGACUCGGGAUCAUACAGCUCUCAGUCCAGAAAGACCGGCGACGAUUAUCGUCGCUACAGCGGGACUGUGAACCACUACGGCCGUCACUCUAACGACUGGCUGUUCGGUGGGUUCAGUCUGCGGAACACCGUCCGUGACGGUGUUGAUCGCUUGCGUCAUGGAAAAGAGAGCUGA